Molecule: messenger RNA, 2623 nt
Organism: Pseudo-nitzschia multistriata
Lineage: Eukaryota; Bacillariophyta; Bacillariophyceae; Bacillariales; Bacillariaceae
Source: the annotation of a GenBank genome assembly
GACAUUUUCGAAGAUCGGCUAGAAGGAAYGAUGUCGUCACRUGUUGUUGUCACUAUCUUCAGCYUAAAACAAUCACAGUCAGAACUUCAGUUGCAUGGUACUGKCUCGUGCAGCAUAGCUAGGGGCGAUYGUUUKMAACUGUUGAGGWCAUCCGUGUCGGAAGAGAUACAACUGGUUAUAGAACCGCGGUGCCGCGGAAGACAGAUGGUGCACGAGUAGAGAAUACAUCACGGGGUCCUCAGCUACGUAGUAYAUUCAUCAACUGCGAAAAGGAAAAGAAACAAAUAAGAUUGAGACGAAUCAAAGAGUGAGUAAGGCAUACAACAUUCGAGAGCGACUGCUGAGGUGAGACAGAUUCGAUUGUUCGCCGAGAUGCGAUUGCAAUGAAAGUCCCGGUAUCGUCAUCAUCGAAUCUUCGUCGACGGAAAAAUCCAGACCCAAAAGUAGUGCUGUUCUUUGAAAUCAAGAGGCGGCGAGUAGUGGUAGCAUCGAUGCUUCUAUUGGCCCUGAMAACCAUGAUUCGAGUGGAGGCCCAAGCCAGAAGUGCGUUUGCGAUUCGGAGUGGUAGCAUCUUUCKCGCGUUCGUUGGGAGUCAAAAUCACCUUGCUUCUGCGUUCAGUGRCAUUCGACAAAGUAUUCAUGGUGGUGCCAAACGAGAGCUUCGAUCGGGUCGAAUUCAAACAACAACUGCCUCGCCGUGUCCAUUGGCUUUCCCACCAACCAAACCAUUKGUUUGCUGCCAAUUCCGGGUGUAUUCGUCGUCGCUUAACGCCCUGCGGAAAAAUGGUGGUGAUGGCGAUUCGAUGCGUUCCGAAACCGAGGAAAGCAUCCCGCUCGUCUUUCUGCACGGAAUCAAGGGAUCUCAYCUCGCCUUUUUGGGAACCAASGGGGAUGUCAAACCCCAGCGAUCCUGGCUUACCCUAGGGGGGUUGCUGAACUUUCCCCCUCGUGACGACCAUGAUCCCGAACGAGACAUUUCCCUACCGCUUUCGUAUACCUUCCAAAAGGCGGACGGCGAUGGCACCAACAUAACGUCUGCWYYAAUCCAAGACAAGGGGAGKCAUUUCGUCGAUGGGACGGUUGAUCACGUGGUCGAGCUGACAGGCAUGCUACCAGGCAAGGGUGGUGCCCUACUGUCCAACACUGGCAAUCUCGAUUUCUUUCCAUUCUAUGGACACGCCACAAAAUUUCUGGAAAAGGUCAACGAUGCCUACAACGCCAAUACCGAUCGAAAUGGAUGUGGAAAUAGAAACGAAAUCGGCAGUGAUACAGACCAAGAGCAGCAAGAUGGGUCAAUUGCAAAAAUCAUGGAACCCCGACCGACCAGGACGUUUUCCUACGACUGGCGAAGGAAUCUUUCUGAGCUGUCCGAGGAAUUCCACGAAUUUUGCGAAACCGAAUUCCCGGGCGGGCGACCGGUCCAGGUUGUGGCGCAUUCGCUUGGGGGGCUCAUUGCCUACACUGCCAUGAAAAAGCAUCCAGAGAAAUACAAACCCGGYGGGGUCUUGGUCGGAGUCCCGUUUGGAACAGGGAUUCAGUAUUUUCAGGACAUGCACAAAGGGUACUUCACCGAGCUUGGAACCUGCCGUCAGUUCUUACCUCCUGUCCAAUUUACCUUUUCGAGCCACUGGAUGUUUUUYCCCCAGAUCCAGGAAGACAUCGGAGACAGCUUUGUCGAUGUAAGCGAAUACUUUAGUAGCGACGGGGAGUCAGACGAUGACACCAUUGCCUUCGAGGCCGAUCGAAGCACCAUAGGAAAGAAGAUUUCCUCUCCUGCAGACGAUGAAGAAAGCAAGUGGAGACCAGCGUCUCCGGGGAAACCAAUUGAGAUUGAUUUUUAUGAUCCUGACGAAUGGGAAAAGAACGAAAUAGGAAUAUUCGAUCCCGCGUACCGGCACAAGAUCGAUCAGGACGACAAGGGAAAGAUAUCGGAGUACAAGCAGCACAUGAAGCUACAAUUGGAGGAGGCCAGGGCUUGGAGAAACACGGUGCUGGCACCCUGGGAAGACRAAAAAGUUGCCAGGAAGAAGAUGCCACCCCUUACGAUAUGUUCCACUAAUUCCAUUCCGACCGUGAACCAAAUUCUUCGACGCAAGCGCAGGGCUCGAGCGACAAGCGACGCAGCAGAGAAGUUUUUCUCGCGGUCCCUGCUUUCGCUGCUCGAAAAAGCCACCAAACAAGAAGGAAAAGUAGCUGAGGCGAAAUCAUUUCCGCGGUCGUUCCUGUCGCUGCUAGAGAAAGCAACRGAAAAGGACAAUCUGAAGAAAGAUAAAAUUCCCGCCUGCCAAUGGGAAUACGAUUACGCGUCAGGAAGAACGGUUCCAGGGGACGGAAGAAUCGAUUACGACAAGUCUUUCCCACCUCUGGGAACAUUAUUCAAAACCGUCGACCUGGGUUCCCUACAUGCGAAACAGUUUUGUUGGGAGGAAUCCGGAGGUGAUCUUGGCAAGGUUUGGAAGGAAGUGAACGAACAACUAAAGGAAUACCAAAGCAGAGAUUCGGCGGAACGAGUAAAGAAAAAGGAUUCAMUGCAUCCUACAGGACGUAGAUGAGUCGGUGGUAUGAAUGCACAGGGAACAUAUUUCUUGGCRAUGAAACCUACAAAUAGACCAUUKAGAUCAAC